AUGCCGCCGCGCAAAGAGCCGGGAAAAUUCCGAAGAUUCUGUCUCGGUACUUUUGGACUUUGCCCGAAACGGGACAGAGAGGUCGCUUUUGGUGUCGACCGCGUUGAAUCGAAGGAGGAGGCUAUUGCUGAGGCUGGGACAAAGGAGCACGACCCUGAGAUGACGUUGACCUAUGUGACAACAACGAUGCGCGGAGGCGGUGUGACCAUCGAUGAAAACGGCCUCGUUCUAGCCGUCGACGAAUCCACGCACUGGAAGUAUGCCGUCCAGAUCGGCGACAAAAUCCGAGCCUACGGCGGCUACAUCCCCUCGAUGGAAGUGAUCGAAAAUGUGGGACCAGGAUUGGUUCUGAUUGAAAAAAAGAUUCGCGACGCCGACGGCGAAACUUUGUUGGCAAUGGCGCUUCGAGAGGCGAUGCUGUGGGCUUUCUGCCUAGGGACUAUGUGCGCGACUUGCAUCCAACCUACAAUACAGAACGUGCGCAAACUGGGACACGUUAGUGUUUGCCAAGGGUGCCAGAAAGACGUCAAAAACUGGAAAGGGCACGAAGGAUGCGGCGGCGCGCACGAAAUCACUGACACAGACUUCAACCGAAAAUGCGUCGAGUGCAAAGUCAGAUUUGUGUGUCUGCCCGGUUUUGUUCCGACCAAAAAGCAGCUGGCCGUGCUGAACAAG
Molecule: messenger RNA, 675 nt
Organism: Mesorhabditis spiculigera
Lineage: Eukaryota; Metazoa; Nematoda; Chromadorea; Rhabditida; Rhabditidae
Source: the annotation of a GenBank genome assembly